UAGCGGAGUGAAGGUUGUGGGGCGCUAAGACAAGUACUGAGUAUAUUAUUUGUGUUGCUCAGCCAGCGGGGAAGAGCGCGAGGAAUCGAAGGUUCAAAAAACUGCAUAUAGACCGCUUCCAACUGCUGGGAGGAGUAAGCUGGUGGUGCAGCUCAAGCUUCAGGCUGUAACUGGUGCUGCCUAGGAAAGGAGAUGUCUGUACUGAGACCUCAAGAUAAAGAGGACCUUGAUGGAAACAAUAAAAACAAAAUUUUUGGGCCAAGUUGUAAAAGGCACAAAAGAUUAUCUGUGUACAACAACAGCAUCAAUGGCACGCAGCUGUCACAAGAACAGAGAUCCCAGGAUGAAGAGGAUCUUGAAGCCACUACCCAAAAUUUCACUACAAGUCUGAAAUGCCUGAAAAAUGUUGACCACUACAACAGCAAAAGCAGUGAACAGCUACAAGAACAGGAAGAUUCUGCUGCUGGAAUUUUACAAUGGGUAACAGUCAAGAACUUUAUGUGUCAUGACCAUUUGAACUUCACAUUUUCUCCAAAUAUCAACUUUGUGCAAGGAAGAAAUGGUAGUGGCAAGAGUGCAAUUGCAAGUGCAGUUGUAGUUGGUCUUGGUGGCACUGCUCGUGACACGAAUCGAGGAAAAAAUACUCAAGGUCUUGUGAAAUAUGGAAAGCAGACGGCAACAAUUGAGAUUGCUCUAAAAAACACUGGGAAAGAGGCAUUCAAGCAUGAACUGUAUGGUGACACAAUUAUUGUAGAGCGCAAGAUACAAAUUAAGGGUGGAGGAGGAUACAAGAUUAAAGCAAAAAAUGGUUCAGUUGUUUCAGUGAAGAAGGACGAGGUUCAAAGAAUGUUGGACCACUUCAAUAUACAAGUUGACAACCCAAUUACAAUUCUCAAUCAGGAUAUGUCUCGAGAUUUCCUGAACACAGCGGACUCAAAAGGCUUGUACAAGUUUUUCCUUAAGGCUACACAACUGCAGCAAAUGAAAGAUGAUUACAAUCAUUUGCAAAAGGCACUCAAGAUCUCUUCUGAUAUUAUUCAGAACCGGAAAGAGCAUUUACCAUUGCUUAAGAAGGAAGUUGAUGAGCAGCGGACCCAGUAUGAAUUUUCUGUGAGCCUUAAUGAUAAGAGGAAGAAGUUACAUGAAUUACGCAAAGAAUUAGUGUGGGCAAUGAUUAUUCAAGCAGAAAAGGAAGAAGUAGCUUCCCAUAAAGAACUUGAAAGGCAUGAAAGCUCAGUGAAAGCAGUUCAAGAUAAAAUCAGCUCUUAUGCAACUAAGAGUGAAGAGGAGCAGAAUUUAUAUAGAAAGAUCCAAGAAGAACUUAACAAUAUAUCCAGCAAGAUAAAGGGUCUUUCAUCAAAGGUGAAAAAGGCUAGGGAAGAUAUGGUCGAUGCUAAAAUGAAGCACAAGGACAAGCAGAUGCAAUUUAAUACUGCUGAGCGCAAAAUUCAAAAUAUUCAGAAAGAAAUAUCUGUCCUGAAAGAAGCAGUUGAGAGAGAUUAUAAUGAUGCAUGGACUAUAUAUAAUGCAGAGCUGCCACUAUGGGAGGAGAAGAUGAAAGCUGUUGAAAAUGAAUUAGAUGUCUUGGAGCAUAGUAAAAAUACAGAAGAAACUCAUUUUGUCAACAUUCAGAACACUCUCAACUUAAAAGAAAAUUGUCUGGAAACCAUUCAUCAGGAACAGAUAGCCAUCAAACUACGUUGUCAAGCACUAGAGAAAGAACUUAGAGGUUUAAAAAGCAACAAGUCAACUGUUUAUGGCCAGUGGGUGCCACAGCUUCUGGCUGCUGUUGAUAGUGCACACAGCAAAGGGGCAUUUAGUAAAAAGCCAGUUGGACCACUUGGUGAAUAUAUAAAACUUGGCAAUGAGAAGUGGGGACACGUAGCAGAGAAGGUGCUGGGAAAUUUGAUCACCAGCUUUCGUGUGGAUAACCACAAGGAUGAGAUGGUCUUGAAGACAAUAAUGAGCAAAAUCUUCAGAAAUAGAGAGCUUCGACCUCCUAUAAUAGUGUCAAAGUUUAGGGAUCAGGUACACAAUGUGUCGUAUGAAGUACGGUCGGAUAAGUACCCUUCUUUAUGGUCCAUUCUGAUCGUCGAGGAUACUGUUGUAGCCAAUACUCUGCUUGAUGAGAUGAAAGUGGAGUCCAUCCUGCUGAUUCCUACUGCAAAAGAGGCAGGGCAUAUUUUGAAAGAUAAAGCAGCGAAAAGUUGAGCUUGGCUGAGGGUAGAAUGAACAAACAGAUACAUGCCAUGGACAUUUAUAAAAAAAAAGAGAAAGAGCUUCAGAAAGUUAAAAAAGAAGCUGAAAUGAAGCUUAAAGCAGCAAGUGAAAAGCUUGAAAGACAGUUGGAACGAGCCAGUGACUUUCAACCUCGGAUGGACACAGUCAGGAGCGUAGAAGAAAUACAACGGCAAUAUAGUGGUCUUGAAGCGAGACUAAACAAAGAAAGGGCACAAGCUGGUGACCCGUUAAAAAUAGCAGAAAGAUACAAAGCCACCAAAGAAAGAUACAGUGCAGUGUCUUCAGAAAUAGAAUCCCACAACAAUUUAAUAAAGAAGAUUAAAGAGAGUGUGUCUGUGAGAUUGGGUCAAUUUAAAUACUUCCGAAAAUUGCUGUCAAUAAUGAUCAAAUCUACUUUCAAGUCUUCUCUCGUUGUUCGCAAGCUCAAUGUAAGUAUUACCACUUCCAUCAUCAUUCAGCCUAGCCUCACACUAUCUGGAAAUAAGAAAGUGCCAAAACAGUCAUUAGCAAUGAUGUCAGGAGGAGAGCGUUCUUUUUCAACAGUGGCUUUCAUUAUUGCAUUAUGGGAAGUCAUGGAAUCUCCUGUAAGAAUCCUGGAUGAAUUUGAUGUUUUUAUGGACAUAGUUGCCAGACAGCAGAGUAUGACCAUGAUGAUAGAUGCAUCCAAAUCCAGGACUCAGUAUAUCUACUUAACUCCAUUGGAUAUAAACUUGAGUUUUAACAAGAAAAAAAAUCCUAGCAUUUACAGGAUGCCAGACCCUGAGAGAAAUGCUGCAGAUAGAAAUUAAAACAAGAAAUUUAGAACAAGAUAUCAAAGAUACACAUGUUAGAAUAAACAAAAUUACAAAGUUGGACGGUUAAGAGAUUAUUUUUUUUACAAGUUUUUAUGAAUGAAGAAAAUUUAAUUAAAAAUAAAAAAAACUUACUGUAUUUUUAUAUUUCACAUUUAACUAAGAUAUAAUCAAGGUCUUGUGGUGUUUGGUUGUUCUUGUUGCAUUGAAACAGUAUUGAAUGGAGAAGCACUGUAGUUAUUUGCAUAUUGUGUGUGCAAAUGGUGACGUAAGAAAUUUGCAUUUUUUUGCAUGCCUUCAAGCUUUUUAAUUUCUAAAGAAAUCUUAAUAUUAUCAUUAUGAGAAGUAAUGAACCAGUAGGGGUUAUACCAUGCCUGAAGAAUGGGAAGUAAUCAGUUUUUAAUUGAGAAAGGAUAAAGUAACUAAUUUUUUUAAUUCAGUGACCUUUGUAUACAUUAUUUUUAAUAUCUUGUCUUAAGAUAUUUGUCAUUUAAGUUAGUUAUUUAAAUAUUUGAUAAUAUAGUUUCUGAUAAAUAUCAGGUUAUAGUUUGUUGUAAAUACUUCAACCUUGUAAACCAUUAAGAGAAUUUCACUUGAGUUGUCCACUGUAAUGAGAUAAACACUACAUGUAAUGAUGCACUGUGCUGUUCAGGUUAUAAAUUUUAUACAUGCUUCCUUGAUUUCUCUCACAAAUUUCAUUUCUAGAAAUUCUGUAUAUAUGAGUGUCAGUAUUAGUGAAGUUAUAGGAAUAUUUGAGCUAUGGCCUCUGAAAGGCAGUGAAUCUGAAAUGAAACUUAUUACAUGAAAAGAAUUUACUGGUGUACACAAAUUUUUAAAUUGUGUGAAUCUCUUGUAAUAAUGGGGAAAGCACUACACCUAUAGGAGUCGUACAGCACAUGGGAAAUGGGAGGCAAUCAGGGUCAAUGCAAGGAAGAGACAGGUCCACUUCCUCUGUGCCUGUGUAAAUCAAGCUUUUAUUGUCGUAAUAGGAGCUUGUUGUGUACCUGUCUUUUCUUCACUACUGUCGGCAGUACACUUUUUUAUAUGGUUAAUUGUUGUAAGGUUAGCAUGGGUGCCACUAUGUCUACAAUUCAGGUUUUUACAGACGACUCUCACCAUGGUUGCAAACCCCACUUGAUUUCAGUUUUCAAUCAUGUAAUUGUGAUUUCACAAGUUUAUUUCCAACUCUCCCUCUGUUGUCCACUCCAUUCUUGCUACUUUAUAACCCUGCACUAUCCCCUGCCCCACUGCACUGUAUGACCCUUGUAGGAUUAGUACUAUUUUGGUUAUAAUAAAAAUUAUGAAAUUUAUUUUCUAUCAUAACAUAAAUGAAUAUCUGAUGCAUUGGACUUGAUGCAUUGAUUGGGACUUCUACUAAACACCCUUGGGGCUGUACUGGAUACCUAUAGUUAUGUAUAUGCAUGGUAUACAAUAGCGACAAGAUGAAGAAUUAAGACAUGAAACGUCUGGGUAUCUUUAUUGUAGAUGUUUUGCCAUCCAGUGGCUUUAUCAAGACAAAUAAAGACAUAAUUGGAAGACAGUAGACCUGUAUACAAAAGAUGAGGUAAUCAGUCCUUCAGCCUUGGAGUUGAAGAGUACUGUAGUAGUGAAGAGUCUGAAGACAAGGCACGAAGACUGGCGCUUAUAUACCAAUAAUAGUCUUUGUCUGCUACACAUCCCUCACCUGACACCGGUAUGCAUGUGCUAGUCUUCACGCCUUUUCUUCAGGCUUUUUGCAACUACAGUACUCUUCAACUCCAAGGCUGAGGGACUGAUUACCUCAUCUUUUGUAUAGUUCUACCGUCUUCCAAUUAUGUCCUUAAAUUUGUAUUGAUAAAACCACUGGAUGGCAAAAUGUCUAAAAUAAAGAUACCCAGAUGUUGCACAUGUCUAAUUUUUCACAAACUGUAGCACCCUUAAUGGACAAUACUGCCUGCAGUGGGCUUCAUUCAUUGUAAUGGGUCUUGGGCCACUUAUUUUGUCCAUUGUAUCUGAUACCCAUUACAUUAGAGUGCAUUAUGUUGAGGCUGUAUUGUGCUUAAGCCCAUCUGAAUACGUUAGCAUCACUGUGUCCAUCAUGGAUAGAUUGUGAUCAGCAAGAACAUUGUUGAUUAGGGUGUCAGUUAUUGCAUUGUGCAGCUCUCAGGAAAUAUGUGGACAUUUAUUACCUCAUUAUUAAGUUCAGUUUUAUGAAAGGCUAUACAGUAAAUCCAUAGCAUUCUUUCCCUAUGUAUUUUGUCAUUAACCCCUAAAUGGUCCAAACGUAUAUGUACGUCCUCUUUCCCAGUGCCCCGAAUAUUUUGAAAAAUAAUUUUUUUUCUCUCUCUCAUUGAAAUAGAGAAAAUUUUUCAGUGUUAUAGAAUUAAAAAAAAAAAAUAGGGUCAGUACUUACUGAGAUAUGAGGCUGCAAAGUUGGCACUUAAUGCUCACCUGAUGGCAACAUCGAGUCCUGCUGCUUGUAGAAGUGUUGCCAAUAUGCCAUUUUUUCUCAUUUUUAUAUUUUAUAUGAUUUUUAUGUUCUGAUAAUUACAAUUUAUUGUAGUUCUUUUCAUUUCAUAACCAAUCUUUCUUCUGACACUAAUAUUAGGUACUAAAAUUAUCACAAGCACAUUGACAGGUGGACAUUUACACCUGCCUUGGUCAUUUACUAUUGUCUAGGAAUAUAUACGAAGUGUUUAUAGGUCCCAGCAAUGUUUCAGAUAUAGAAGAAGUUCCCUUGAAGCAAUGCUAAGACCUGUGUCGGUGACAAGCAUCCAGGAGGGCAGAAAUAAGGGAUGACGUUUGACGGGCACCAGCAAGGGUGCAGAGAUAAAGGUUAACAUUUGAUGAGCUGGUAUCUCUGUAUGCUUGUCUCUUUCUGUCUCUCUCUGUCUCGGAGAGAGCCACUGUGAACCAACAGGUACUCUUAUGCAUUAUAUCUACAAGCACAGUAUAGCACUUUGGAGUUUUUUAGGUUAUCCUAGGUUCUGUACACUAUGUAUAAUUGUAUUUGUGUGUACCUGUAAGACAGAUAAAAAUAGAUAGAUAGACCGACAGACCCUAAACUUGGAGUUAACAUCACUUUCCUCUUAAAAGGGGAGUGUUAGUAUGACAUUACAUCAGUGAAUCCUUGGUGUUAGCCGCACUUUGCUCUAGUUGGCGCCCAAUUUAACUGGCGCUCCCACAAGGUACUAAGUGGUCCCAGAUUUUUUUAAUAUGGUGCACACCAAGUGUUAAGACCCAUUCUAUGCUGACCAGGCAUCUCAGGUCAAUCAUGCUAAAUUUGGAGGCAGGAAAAGUAUAAACAUAUAUGUUUGGGGCUCUAGCUGUAAGAACGUAUACAUAUAUAUACAUUUGGACCGUUUAGGGCUUAAUUAUAUAUACCUUGUAUACUCUUCCUUAGACUACAUUCUUAUUACCCAAAAAUUCUAGUAAUAUUUCUCUUAACCCUUUCACUGUCAGUCCCAUAAUAUUACGGCUUGCAAGCCAGUGUCGGUCCUGUAAUACUACACCAAAAUUCUAGCACCUUCAGAUCUGAUGGGAGAAAGCUGAUAGGCCUACAUGCGAGAGAGUGGGUCUCUGCGCUCACUGUGCGCAGUAUAAAAAAAAAUCAAGGAGGCCGCAAUGCAUUGUGGGAGUGCCAUUUCAGUAUGCCUUGUUCACCAUGCCUAGUGGUAAGGAAUACCUUACUCCCCGGUGAAUUGGGACUCUUCCCUUCCCAAGUGAUACUUAUAACAUAGAUGGAAGUGUCAGUGAAGAUGAAUUUUACGGUUUUGAGGAGUUUGUGACGAAAGCAAUGCCCAAGAUACCAGAAAUAGUGCUGAAAACCCAGACGACCGUCAACCUUCCACCUCUGGUGCUGAGCUGUCUCAUUCAUGUUCAGUUGUACCACAGCGAGAGGGGAAACUCAUAUUUUCCCAUGUCUCAAAGAAUAAGUAAGUUUAUUUAGGUAUUCACAAAUGCAGUUACAUAGAUUAUUAUACAUAGCAGCAUGUGUAGAGAACCUAGGAUAGCCCAAAAUAGUCAGUGACUUGUUUCCAUGUGGGUGGUGGGGAAGACUGUAUGGGUAAUGUUACAAUUAGGAUGGAUAAUAUACAUGCGGCAGCAGGUCAUGGUGUAAUGCUUCAUGUAGCACCAGCAGCACCCCAAGCUGGUAGCUAAGCUGCUGAUUCAGCACAUGCACAACAAAGGCCACCUUCAACCACCCACACACCACAACAAAGACCAGUUUUAACCACCCAUGCACCACAACAACUUGCACAACCAUAACAACCCACCCACAAAAAUGCAGAGACACUCGUUUUAUAAGUGAGGAGUGUAAAACAGCACUGUGCAUAACAUUUCAAAAAGUCCCACAAGCUGCAGCACUUAUAGGAACGUGUCCAGUGACUGGGUAUAUAUAUAGAACAAUAGUAAUAAACAACUUUUUUAACUUUUGUAAACAACAUAAUGAUAAUAUAUGUAUGAUUAUUGUGUUGCAUACAAUCAUACAAUAUGCAUUAUGUUGGUCUCACAGGCCACAAAAGUUACUUUAAAAAAUAAAAUAUUAGAAAAGAAAAAAAUUGAAUAAAAGUAAAAAUAUUAUUACCGAAUGAGCGGCAGUCGCCGAUGUUGCUGUCAGCAGUUCACUUUGUCAACUUCAUGCCUUUGUAUCUCGGUAACUACUGGUCGCAAUUUUUUGUUUAUCUUUAAUAACAUUUUUUUUUUUUUUUUUAGCGGUGCUCUCACCAGUGAAAGGGUUAAUGGCAUAGUACUGAUAUUUAUUCAGAUUUUUCUGUAAAGCUCAUAUUUUUUAGAACAAAUGUGAAGUCCGUUGAAUAAAUUCUCAAAGUUGAUUAAUGUAUACAGUUACCAUUUUCUUUUCCAUAACCUAUUUUAUUUAAUCACAUGUAUUUUUUGUAUUGUAACAUACUGCCUAUUAAUGAUCCAUUUCUCGAAUGUCUUCCUUCGUUUUUUGUUGCAUGUUGCACUAACCAAAAAAGAGCUUACACCUCGUGCACCAAAUGGUCACAUUCUACAAAUAAAUUUGGUGAAAAAAAAAAAACAUUCAAAAUUCUGUUAUACUCCCAAUGCAGUUAAGUCAGAAUCAGGAAAAAUACUCAUUUCUUUUAUUAUUUUAUACAGAAUUUAAAGGCAUACCUAUCACCAAAUUGCUAUUUACCAAAAAUAAGUGCAUUUGAUAAUAAAAUUAAAUAAUUC
Cherax quadricarinatus is the source of this 8210-nucleotide messenger RNA. The record is from RefSeq and is a predicted model, not a curated record. Lineage: Eukaryota; Metazoa; Arthropoda; Malacostraca; Decapoda; Parastacidae.